Lotus japonicus is the source of this 528-nucleotide messenger RNA. RefSeq lists its product as uncharacterized. The coding region runs from base 91 to 423 and encodes 110 amino acids. The record is from RefSeq and is a predicted model, not a curated record. NCBI's taxonomy places the organism in Eukaryota, Viridiplantae, Streptophyta, Magnoliopsida, Fabales, Fabaceae. The transcript has a single exon.
AAUCUGUCUUUGCUUACAAGAGCCACAUCUACCUUCUUCUUCUUAUUUAUUCUUCUCUCUCAGUGUCACUCUUCAGGGGAGGAAAUUAAAAUGGCUCUAUCUAGGAAGCAAUUUUCUUAUGCAAAGAUGGAUAAGGAGGAUCCUAUAGAGUUAAUUCAUCGCAGAGCACAGUUCUUGAUCCACAAACUAUUGGAGAAAGCAGAUUCUCGCAGAAAACCAUCAUGCCUCAGAAUCAGAAUUUCUAAGUUGAAGGUGAAGAUUGGGAACAGAUUAAGGAGGCUCAGGAAGAGAAUAUUGUCUGGUGUCUCUGUAGCUAGAGUUGGGAUUCAAGGACAUGUUGUGAGUCAAAUGAAAACAGUGAAGCGAAUGUUUGGUAGAGGAAGACAAAGCAUUAUAAGCCUUCCUCCUCUCAUGAUCAAAUGAUAUGUGUAUGAAUAUGAUUAGUAUGUGUGUAAUGUAAGCAAAAUUACUAGGAAACUUAUGUUUUGUGCCAUACAAUGUUAAAUGUGGAAUGUUUUUCUCCUUUAA